Meleagris gallopavo (turkey) is the source of this 982-nucleotide messenger RNA. NCBI's taxonomy places the organism in Eukaryota, Metazoa, Chordata, Aves, Galliformes, Phasianidae. The record is from RefSeq and is a predicted model, not a curated record.
GGCCCCGGGGGGGUUGGUUGGACUCUUCCACGCCCCCACACCCUAUUUCUUUUCAAAAGAAAAUAUGAUCCAUUGAAAAACAACCAACAAAAACCGUAAAGUUAAACAGGAAUGCACCGUUUUCUUUUAGAUCUGCUCCUCUGAGUAUGAGCUCGCUGCUCAGGCCGAAAAUUCGAUGCCCAGACCAUAAUUUCCAUUCAAUUUCUGAUUUCCCCCCUCUGCUUUUUGCUCUUUUUCCUUCUGAUUUUCAGUUCUCCCCUCUCAUUUCUGCUCUAUUCACUAUUCCUACAUGCUGUCUCAGUGGGAUUUUGGAUGGGGUUUGGGGUUGGGGCUCCCCUCCCUCAGCAGAAUGUGGGGCGCUGCCCCUUCCUGUCCCCACAGGCCUAGGGAGCCGUGGGGACAUCAUUUCUGUGAAGAAAUCUGUGGGGCGCAACCGGCUGCUGCCGCAGGGCUUGGCUGUGUACGCAUCGCCUGAGAACCGUCGGCUCUUCGAAGAGGAGAAGCAGAACCAGGAAGGGCAGAUGGAGGCCAUCCAAACGCAGAGUGGAGAGAGGACCCUGCAGUUCCUGCGGAGCUGCCGCCUGGAGGUGGGCAUGAAGAACAACGUGAGCUGGGAGCUGAACACUGACAUCGUGGCGCGGCACUUCCUCAAGAACCUGCGGGUGUCGGUGCCGCCCCACGCGCUGAAGCUGCCAGAUGAGCCCAUCACCCGCUGGGGCGAGUACUGGUGUGACGUGACGGUGAAUGGGAUGGACACGGUGCGGGUCCCCAUGGAUGUGGUGGAGUUCAUGCGACCGCGGACGAAGCGGCGCCGGCACUGGCAGGCACAGCAGGCAGCACUGCUGGCAGCGCGGCGCGACGAGCUGCUUUGACCCCACAGCUCCCUCCUUUUAGGAUCGGGGGGAUUUGGGAUCCCCCCCACUGGAGCUGUUCCCUAUCGCUCCCCAUCCUUGCUGUGUGAAUAAAAGUGGUGGGAGUGUGA